Messenger RNA from Erpetoichthys calabaricus (reedfish), 2571 nucleotides. Its product is annotated as zinc finger protein 845-like. The record is from RefSeq and is a predicted model, not a curated record. The transcript has 2 exons. The annotation marks the transcript as partial. Lineage: Eukaryota; Metazoa; Chordata; Cladistia; Polypteriformes; Polypteridae. Gene Ontology annotation, cellular component: nucleus.
GCAGCGAAUUGAAAAUAAGCACAUUUUUUUUUCCUUUUUGUUUUAAAUUUUACACAGGAAAGAAAAAUCACUGCAGUGUGGAAUGUGGCAGAGAAUUCUCUAACAGGAGUGCUCUUCAGAAACACUCGAGAGUUCACACCGGAGAGAAGCCAUAUUACUGUAAUGAAUGUGGUAAACAGUUUUCACAAAAAGGCCAUCUUCAGGGACACACGAGAGUACACACUGGAGAGAAGCCAUAUUGCUGUAAUGAAUGUGGUAAACAGUUUUCACAUAAAGGCCAUCUUCAGAUACACACAAGAGUUCACACUGGAGAAAAGCCGUAUUGCUGUAAUGAAUGUGGCAAACAGUUUUCACAAAAAGGCGAUCUUCAGAGACAUAUGAGAGUUCACACCGGAGAGAAGCCAUAUUGCUGUAAUGAAUGUGGUAAACAGUUUUCACUAAUGCGCAGUCUUCAGAACCACAUGAGAGUUCACACUGGAGAGAAGCCAUAUUGCUGUAGUGAAUGUGGUAAACAGUUUUCACAAAUGCACAGUCUUCAGAACCACACGAGAGUUCACACUGGAGAGAAGCCGUAUUGCUGUAGUGAAUGUGGUAAACAGUUUUCACAAAUGCACAGUCUUCAGAACCACACGAGAGUUCACACUGGAGAGAAGCCGUAUUGCUGUAGUGAAUGUGGUAAACAGUUUUCACAAAUGCACAGUCUUCAGAACCACGCGAGAGUUCACACUGGAGAGAAGCCGUAUUGCUGUAAUGAAUGUGGUAAACAGUUUUCACAAAUGCGCGUUCUUCAGAACCACACGAGAGUUCACACUGGAGAGAAGCCAUAUUGCUGUAAUGAAUGUGGUAAACAGUUUUCACAAAAAUGCGAUCUUCAAAAACACACGAGAGUUCACACCGGAGAGAAGCCAUAUUACUGUAAUGAAUGUGGUAAACAGUUUUCACAAAAAGGCCAUCUUCAGGGACACACGAGAGUACACACUGGAGAGAAGCCAUAUUGCUGUAAUGAAUGUGGCAAACAGUUUUCACAAAAAGGCGAUCUUCAGAGACACACAAGAGUUCACACCGGAGAGAAGCCAUAUUGCUGUAAUAAAUGUGGUGAACAGUUUUCACAAAUGCGCAGUCUUCAGAAUCACACGAGAGUUCACACUGGAGAGAAGCCAUAUUGCUGCAAUGAAUGUGGUAAACAGUUUUCACAAAAAUGCGAUCUUCAGAGACACACGAGAGUUCACACUGGAGAGAAGCCGUAUUGCUGUAAUGAAUGUGGUAAACAGUUUUCACAAAUGUGCAGUCUUCAGAACCACACGAGAGUUCACACUGGAGAGAAGCCAUAUUGCUGUAAUGAAUGUGGUAAACAGUUUUCACAAAAAUGCGAUCUUCAGAGACACACAAGAGUUCACACCGGAGAGAAGCCAUAUUGCUGUAAUGAAUGUGGUGAACAGUUUUCACAAAUGCGCAGUCUUCAGAAUCACACGAGAGUUCACACUGGAGAGAAGCCAUAUUGCUGCAAUGAAUGUGGUAAACAGUUUUCACAAAAAUGCGAUCUUCAGAGACACACGAGAGUUCACACUGGAGAGAAGCCGUAUUGCUGUAAUGAAUGUGGUAAACAGUUUUCACAAAUGUGCAGUCUUCAGAACCACACGAGAGUUCACACUGGAGAGAAGCCAUAUUGCUGUAAUGAAUGUGGUAAACAGUUUUCACAAAAAUGCGAUCUUCAAAAACACACGAGAGUUCACACCGGAGAGAAGCCAUAUUACUGUAAUGAAUGUGGUAAACAGUUUUCACAAAAAGGCCAUCUUCAGGGACACACGAGAUUACACACUGGAGAGAAGCCAUAUUGCUGUAAUGAAUGUGGCAAACAGUUUUCACAAAAAGUCGAUCUUCAGAGACACACAAGAGUUCACACCGGAGAGAAGCCAUAUUGCUGUAAUGAAUGUGGUGAUCAGUUUUCACAAAUGCGCAGUCUUCAGAAUCACACGAGAGUUCACACUGGAGAGAAGCCAUAUUGCUGUAAUGAAUGUGGUAAACAGUUUUCACAAAAAUGCGAUCUUCAGAGACACACGAGAGUUCACACUGGAGAGAUGCCGUAUUGCUGUAAUGAAUGUGGUAAACAGUUUUCACAAAUGUGCAGUCUUCAGAACCACACGAGAGUUCACACUGGAGAGAAGCCAUAUUGCUGUAAUGAAUGUGGUUAACAGUUUUCACAAAAAUGCGAUCUUCAAAAACACACGAGAGUUCACACCGGAGAGAAGCCAUAUUACUGUAAUGAAUGUGGUAAACAGUUUUCACAAAAAGGCAAUCUUCAGAGACAUAUGAGAGUUCACACCGGAGAGAAGCCAUAUUGCUGUAAUGAAUGUGGUAAACAGUUUUCACAAAAAGGCGAUCUUCAGAACCACACGAGAUUUCACACUGGAGAGAAGCCAUAUUGCUAUAAUGAAUGUGAUAAACAGUUUUCACAGAUGGUCAGUCUUCAGAUACACACAAGAGUUCACAACAGAAUAAAAUCAGUAGCACUUUAAAAAUCAGUCAAGAAAAACAGGAACCCUUCAGGACUCAAGAGUGAGGUUCAGUCGU